AUGGCCAUGGUUGAGUGGUGGAGGCCGGAGACACACACCUUUCAUCUCUACACUGGUGAGGCCAUGAUCAAGCUUCAGGAUGUUGAUGUCAUGUUUGGAUUGCGGGUAGAUGGAGACCCAUUAUACAGUCGGGCUGAGCCUCCCCCUGGUAGUACAUUGACGACAGAGUUGACUAGGCUAACCCAUUUCAUGUGUCUGGUCCCCACCACUAUAUCUGGACAGAGUCGAGUGAGGAUUAGUGUCCUUUGCCAGUAUUUGCAUGACUUGCCUCAAACUCAUGACAACACUGAUCAGGUGGUUGUUGAUCGUCAUUCCCAUUUGUAUCUGCUCAUUAUAUUUGGGGGCAUCCUGUCACUGAACAUAUCGGGUGCCUAUGUCAGCUUACGGUAUUUGAUCUUCUUGAAGCAUCUGGACCUCUUGGGAGACUACAGCUGA
Messenger RNA from Lycium barbarum (goji berry), 435 nucleotides. Its product is annotated as protein MAIN-LIKE 1-like. Bases 1 to 435 code for a protein of 144 amino acids. The transcript has a single exon. Lineage: Eukaryota; Viridiplantae; Streptophyta; Magnoliopsida; Solanales; Solanaceae. The record is from RefSeq and is a predicted model, not a curated record.